Lates calcarifer (barramundi perch) is the source of this 1613-nucleotide messenger RNA. It is a transcript of the gene clrn1, whose product is annotated as clarin 1. Gene Ontology annotation, biological process: sensory perception of sound; equilibrioception. The transcript has 3 exons. NCBI's taxonomy places the organism in Eukaryota, Metazoa, Chordata, Actinopteri, Centropomidae. The record is from RefSeq and is a predicted model, not a curated record. The coding region runs from base 2 to 700 and encodes 232 amino acids.
CAUGCCGAGCCGACAGAAGCAGCUCCUCUUCUCGGUCUCCGGACUCUUCGGCUUCUCCUGCGCCCUCACGGCCGCCGUCGCCACCGGGCUCCCGUUCUGGCUCAACGGGACCGUGCUGUGCCGGACCGGGGCCGAGCUGGUGAACGCCACCGGACCUGAACUGGACAAGUUCCUGGGAGACCUGAGCUACGGGCUGUUCCACGGUCAGAGGGUGAAGCAGUGCGGACUGGGAGGAAGGCCGUCCAGGUUCUCAUUCUUCCCAGACCUCCUGACCACCAUCCCAGCCGGCCUCCACGUCACCAUCAUCUUCUUCUGUGGUGUCGUCAUCCUCUUCUCCUCUGUUGCCUCCGGAUUCUUCUUCUUCAACGCCUUCGGACGACCCUACGAGACGCUGCAAGGCCCCAUGGGACUUUACCUGUGGACCUUUAUUUGCUGUCUGAGCAGCUGUCUGGUGAUGAUCCUGUUUGCGUCGGAGGUGAAGCUCCGUCACCUCUCCGACCAAAUCGCCAACUUCAACGAGAUCAACUUCGUCUUCCAGACGUACAGCGAGCGCUACGAUCGCUGCUUCUGGCUCUUCUUCCUCAUCUUCCUCCUCCAUGCACUGAACAUCCUCCUGAUCCGGCUGACAGGAAUCCAGUUCCCCUUCCAGGAAACCAAGGAGUCGGACCUGAGCGGGGGCGCAGCCGACCUGAUGUACUGAGGAGACCCGACCCGAGACCAGAACGAGACUAAAGCCUGAGAGAAGACCACGAAUCAACAGCUGCAUCAGAAAAGUUUUCUUUCCUGUCUGAGAGACAGGAACCAGAUCUGAACCAGGAUCCAGGAUCAGUCCACAACACCAGUCUUCAUUCAUCAUCAGUUAAACCUUCACACAGAAAACGUCCUUUACAAGUUUCUUAGAGUCCAAAGUGACGUUGGGUCUGACCAACAACCAGACCUCAAGGUUUAUUCCACAUCAGUGGGGUCGAUAUGAUUUGAUUGAUCACUGAUGGGUUGUGUAUGUGGACUUCCUCCAUGUUCUGGUCCUGGUCUUACAAACAGACUGAACUGGUUCAGGUUUUUUGUUGUAAAGUUGUGUUUUAUUUUUUAUCAGGUCCUGAACAAACAAACUGUCAGGCUGCAUUAUUAUCAAUACAUCUGAUAGGUAUUUAAUCUAAUAAUCAAUUUAUUGAUCAGUGAAAAUGCCACGAACAUGUUGUCUUCACAAAAACAAAUGUUGAGUUCACUGUCACAGAGAAAAGUGGGAAAUUUUCAUGUGAGAAACUGGAAUCAGAGAAAUUAAUGAAACGAUUGAUUGAUUAUCAAAAUUGUUGCCAAUUAAGUUUCUGUACAUUGACAAACUUUAUUUAUCCCGAGGGAAAUUUCUAUCAAUGAAUCAGUUGAUCAGUUCAGCUAUAGAGGACUGGAUGUUUUUUGUUUGUCUGAGGAAAUAACACUGAGUGAGGGUCAACAACAGCUCAUUAAUCAGAUAAUCACUGCAUCACUGAGCUGAUCAAUAUUUAUUAUUAACUCUUAAUAAACUUAAUGAACUAAUCAAAGGUUUUAGAAACAUGACGUCUGAGUUUGUUGUUGUAGAUGAUGAAGUCACUUUAAUACAGAUUUUACUGAUCGAU